This is a messenger RNA of Arabidopsis thaliana (thale cress), 1272 nucleotides long. Its product is annotated as F-box protein (DUF295). The transcript has a single exon. NCBI's taxonomy places the organism in Eukaryota, Viridiplantae, Streptophyta, Magnoliopsida, Brassicales, Brassicaceae. The record is from RefSeq and is marked reviewed. The coding region runs from base 64 to 1272 and encodes 402 amino acids.
AAUAAGACAUAACUUCUUAAGCAACAAAACAUUCAAUCAUCUGGAUCUCGCUUUCAAUUUUCCAUGGAAAAGUGGCAUAACCCUAGUUCUCCUAAGCGUCUCAGAGGAGAUACACCCAAUUCCUGGUCGGAGCUUCCUCUAGAUCUCUUGACUGCAGUGUUCGAACGCCUCAGCUAUGCAAAUUUCCAACGAGCUAAAUCCGUCUGUUCGUCUUGGCACUCCGGAUCGAGACAAUCCGUUCCCAUACAGAUCCCUUGGCUGAUUCUCUUCCCGGAAUACGACAACAACAAUUCAUGCACGUUGUUCAAUCCCGAGGAAAAAGGCCAAGUUUACAAAAUGAAAGAUCUUGGUGUUGAAUUUUCAAAGAGUGUUUGUACUGCAACCUACGGAAGCUGGCUCCUUAUGCGAGAUCCACUGUAUAAUCUCUAUAUUUUGAAUCUAUUCACCCACGAGAGGGUAAAUCUACCUCCUUUCGAGUCACAACUUGGCAUGGUAAAGAUUGAACGAACCAUAUAUGAUUGGUUUCACUCUACACUCCAUUACAACGGUAAGGAGUACCACAAACGUAUUAGAAUACUAUCCACUGUGUUUUGGAUCGAUGAGAAAACAAAAGAUUACGUAGUUAUAUGGGGACUUGGAAGUUCAUGUGUGGUUUAUUCCAAGAAAGGAGAUAAAUGUUGGAAUCAAAUUCCAGAAACUUCAAAUUGUCAUCACAUGGUUUACAAGGAUCACAAGCUUUACUUCUCUACGUCUACCUACAAAUAUGAAUUCAGAAUCUUUGAUUUCUCUAGAGAGAUUCCUCAACAAAUCUUUCAAGGCUAUGUCAUUAUGCAAGGACUUACAUUAAAUCGUCAUCGUGGUCAACCAGGUUAUCCCUUUGCUACUAUUGAUACAAAACUUGUUGUCACAGUAACUGGAGAUGUCCUUAAGGUUGACAGAAUAGUGGAGAAAGAGACUAGAAUCUGCAGAUUUUUUUACGUCUACAAGGUUUAUUCAUCGGGGUCCUAUAAGAAAUAUGAAAAAGUUGAAUCUUUGGGGGACGAGGCAAUUCUUUUGGAUCUAGGUAUCACUAUGCUCGCCAAUGACACUGUGGGACUCCUAGGAAAUUCCAUUUAUUUCAGUGGUACUCAUACAAAGUCGAAGGUCAUUAACGAUACAUUUAUCUUCAGUCUCGAGACACAGAAGAUGGAUCCAGUGCACAAGUUUGAUUGUUCAUCAGCUCAACUCUCUAGUGCUCGAUGGUUCUUACCAAGUUCACACAAACUUGAUUGA